AUGAGUUCGCUCAGCAAGACAGCCAAGGAGGGUCGCGUGCGGGACUUUUCGAGCAUCACUGGAGCAUCUUCUGCCGAUGCGAACCGCUUCCUCAAAGCAUCAGCAUGGCGCUUGGAGGCCGCCAUCGACGCGUACUACAACCAGGCUAGUGCAGCGUCGGCGGCCAACCCUGCAGUCCUGCGGAAUCUUGAAGCGUUGUGGGCGCAGUAUCGAGAUCCAGCGUCACCUGAAGAGAUUGGGAUGGAUGGGACCACGCGGUAUUGCGAGGACUUGGGCGUCAGUCUCGAGGACGUCGUCUUUCUCGCUCUUGCGGAAUUCACUGGUGCGCCGUCAAUGGGGAAGUUCGCUAAGCAAACGUGGAUUCGAGCGUGGCAAGGUGUCGGCUGCGACACGCUUGAGCGGCAAAAGCGGCAUAUUGCAGACUUGCGCGCGCAGCUGUCAAACCCUGACGCCUUCCGCCGCAUCUACAUCUUCGCUUUCGAUUACGCCAAGGAGCCAGGGCAGAAGAGCCUGCACUUCGAGAUAGCUCAGGAGUUGUGGAAGCUCCUCGUACCUCUAGACCCUGCGUCAACUACCUUUUCGUCCGUAAAUCUCGCCGCCUGGAUCGACUUUCUGGCGUUCAAAGGUGGUCGCGCCGUCUCGAAGGAUACCUGGAAUCUGUUCCUCGACUUCGCACGAUCCAUCGACCCGGACUUCGGCAACUACGACGAGGAGGGUGACGGCAUGGCCUUCUCUCAUUGA
Molecule: messenger RNA, 741 nt
Organism: Rhodotorula toruloides NP11
Lineage: Eukaryota; Fungi; Basidiomycota; Microbotryomycetes; Sporidiobolales; Sporidiobolaceae
Product: protein of defective-in-cullin neddylation protein family
Exons: 8
Coding region: 1-741 (246 amino acids)
Biological process (GO): positive regulation of ubiquitin-protein transferase activity; protein neddylation
Cellular component (GO): ubiquitin ligase complex
Molecular function (GO): ubiquitin-like protein binding; cullin family protein binding; ubiquitin conjugating enzyme binding
Source: RefSeq, a predicted model, not a curated record